This is a messenger RNA of Gracilinanus agilis (Agile Gracile Mouse Opossum), 788 nucleotides long. Its product is annotated as symplekin-like. Gene Ontology annotation, cellular component: mRNA cleavage and polyadenylation specificity factor complex. Lineage: Eukaryota; Metazoa; Chordata; Mammalia; Didelphimorphia; Didelphidae. The record is from RefSeq and is a predicted model, not a curated record. The annotation marks the transcript as partial. The transcript has 4 exons.
CAAACGAGACAUCGAGCUGCUGCUAAAGCUCGUGGCGAACCUGAACAUGCUGCUGCGGGACGAGAGCGUGAACGUGGUGAAGAAGGCCAUUCUGACCAUGACGCAGCUCUACAAGGUCGCCCUGCAGUGGAUGGUGAAAUCCAAGAUCAUCAGCGAACUGCAGGAAGCCUGCUGGGACAUGAUGUCCGCCAUGGCGGCUGACAUCAUCCUCUUGCUGGACUCGGACAAUGACGGUAUCCGCACCCAUGCCAUCAAAUUUGUGGAAGGCCUCAUCGUCACUCUGUCCCCCCGAAUGGCUGACUCGGAGGUGCCACGACGCCAGAAGCACGACAUCAGCCUGGACCGCAUCCCCCGGGACCACCCCUACAUCAACUACAAUUUACUCUGGGAGGAGGGCAAGGCGGCCCUUGAGCAGCUGCUGAAGUUCAUGGUCCACCCGGCGAUCUCCUCCAUCAACCUGACCACCGCCCUGGGCUCUCUGGCCAACAUUGCCCGGCAGCGGCCCAUGUUCAUGUCCGAGGUGAUCCAGGCCUACGAGACCUUGCACGCGAACCUGCCGCCAACCCUGGCCAAGUCGCAGGUGAGCAGCGUGCGCAAAAACCUGAAACUGCACCUGCUCAGCGUCCUCAAGCACCCGGCGUCGUGCGAGUUCCAGGCCCAGAUCACCACCCUGCUGGUGGACCUGGGCACCCCGCAGGCCGAGAUAGCCAGAAACAUGCCCACCGGCAAGGAGCCGCGGCGGCGCCAGCGGGACGACCCGGACUCGGCCCUCAAGAAGAUAAAGCUAG